Acyrthosiphon pisum (pea aphid) is the source of this 768-nucleotide messenger RNA. RefSeq lists its product as uncharacterized. The record is from RefSeq and is marked predicted. NCBI's taxonomy places the organism in Eukaryota, Metazoa, Arthropoda, Insecta, Hemiptera, Aphididae.
AAUGAUAAUACGCGUCGUGAAAUAAAAUUGAGGUGCUUACUGUUUUGUAUUAAUAAUAAUAAUAAUCAAAUAACUCGUAUGACAGAGAUUGGAGGCUUUUUUUUUUUAAUUUGAAAACCAAACGUUUGCGUUGAAAGACCACUUGCAUUAACGUACGAAAACAAUUGAACAGAAUCCGACGUUAUAUAUUUAAAAAUGACGACUGAAGAUUACGUUGCCAAAUAUUUAGGAUUGUUGAGUAAACUGCACAACGACCAAAGAGCGUUGGCCCCCUUAAGGGUUUCUAUUUUAUGUUCUCAGCACAAUCAAAGCAGUUUGCUAGAUGAAAACAAAUCUACAAACGCAGAAAAUCAUUGUCAACACUGUUUAACUCCUUGGAAGUUUGGAAAUUUUGUUAUGAAAACUCUUCCAAAUCGAAAAAAUAAAAAUGAUAAAAUACAAAAAAAGCGUUCUACAAUGUUAUUUAAUAUGGUAAUAAAGUGUUUAGUGUGUUUAAAUACAACCAGUUCAGUGUACAAGAAGAAUAAAAUAUUAAAUCAAAAACCUAUUGAAAAAUUGCCGAAAAGUUCAACAGUGAAUAAAAGCAUUGAUGAAAAAACAUCAAAAACUGAAGAAAAAGUUGAAACAAUAGUUAAUAAAAAACCAAAGAAAAAAAAGAGAACCCUAUAUGCUGGAUUAAACCCAUUAGUUUUUAAAAAUUUAAAUAAAAACACAUUAAAAAAUUCAACUAUGAAUUUAUGAUAAUGAGUACAAAUAAAAUCUUUUAUG